Eurytemora carolleeae is the source of this 1630-nucleotide messenger RNA. Its product is annotated as lysocardiolipin acyltransferase 1. The coding region runs from base 393 to 1574 and encodes 393 amino acids. Lineage: Eukaryota; Metazoa; Arthropoda; Copepoda; Calanoida; Temoridae. Gene Ontology annotation, cellular component: endomembrane system. The transcript has 12 exons. The record is from RefSeq and is a predicted model, not a curated record. Gene Ontology annotation, molecular function: acyltransferase activity.
UGUUUAGAUUUUUUAAAAAAUAUAUUUUCUCUUAAUUUUCUUCCUUUUCUCUGCUGCAUAAAUCUGCAAGUCACUUUUUUAGAAAUCGCAAUUGGAAAUAACUGAUUCUCAGAUAGUAAACAAGGGUUGUAUUUUGAAUCGAGCAUGUAACUGUUGUAACUUAUUUUAAACUUUGAGGUUGCUUUGAGAGAUUUGUAAACUCAUGUGACUUAAACUUUAUUUUAAACAGUAAUCCUCCCCCAACCCUCCCCUGAAGAUGUUCAGUGUAGAGGCUGCGAACCUCCAGUACUGUCCUCUACAGGGAUCCUCUAUAAUAAACAAAAACAGUGUCGGAUCAGCACACAGAAACCUUGCAAGAGAAAUGUGAACCUGGAUCCUCAGAUUAGGUUUCAAUGGAAGGGUUUAGUUUGCUCUCAGUCCGAGGAUAUAUCCGAGGUUGUAGUUAUGUUGUACUCUGGUACGGAUCUAUUCUCCUUGGCUUCUGUUUCUUGUAUGCUCCGACCCUACCCCUUCUACUCAUCAGUAGAUUCUAUUACAGGAGAACUACAGAUCUACUCUUCUCAUCAUGGGAGGCAUUUAACACGACCCUACUGGAGCUUGUGUACGGAGUUGAGAUUGUUCUAACCGGAGACUCUAUCAAGGAGACAGAAGAUUCAUUGAUAGUGGUCAAUCAUCCGACCAGGACGGAUUGGAACUUUUUGUGGCCCGCCUUGUUCCAUGCUUCUCCCUCCCACAACACAAAGAUAGUCCUGAAGGAGGAGCUGAGAAAGAUCCCGGGGAUGGGUUGGAUAAUGGCAAUGUCAAGGUUUAUUUAUCUCCGUCGGAACUGGAGUCAAGACUCACAAACCCUGGAUAAAAUGAUGGAUUACUACCAGGAUACAAGAGAGGAGGGAGCACGUCAAAUUCUACUGUUCCCGGAAGGAACAAACCUCUCGCAGUCUUCAGCGAAGAAAAGCGAUGAAUAUGCAGUCAAGAAUAAUCUUAACAAGUACAAUCAUGUUCUGCAUCCUAGAACAUCAGGUUUUGUUCAUAUAGCUCACGGGCUCAGAGAAAGAAAUCUCCUGAGUUCUAUUUACAGUCUAACCAUCGCAUAUCCUGAUACAGUUCCCAAAACAGAGGUUGGACUGUUGAAAGGAAAUCUACCAAGACAGGUUCAUGUUCAUAUAGUCAGAUAUCCGUUAGAUCAGGUACCUUCCACAUUUGUCGGGUUAGAGAAAUGGAUCCAGGAGGUUUGGAGAGACAAGGAGAAACUUCUGGAACGGUUUCAAGAAACUAAAGAGUUUAUUCCGUUGACUCAGGAGCAGAGACUUCCUUGCAGAACUCAAACCCUUCAGCCUAUGUGCCUGGUAGCGUGGUUCCUAUUCUUGUAUUGGGGACUUUGCAGUGUUUUUACAGUGUGCGGUAUUCUGUGGAUACUACUAGUAUCUAGUAUACUAGUAUAUACAGAGCACUAUACUCCUGGUAUACAGAAUAUUGAACUGAAACUUCACUAUAGAGGAUCUGACUCCAGAAUCAAGACCAAGAACACAGAGGAAGAAUCCCAGGACGAUUUUGAGCAUGUGAAAGACAACUGAAACAAGACUGAUUUAAAAUGAAGAGAUUCAAAAGAAAAUAAAUCAAUUAAAAAUAA